This is a messenger RNA of Dothidotthia symphoricarpi CBS 119687, 1912 nucleotides long. RefSeq lists its product as uncharacterized. The record is from RefSeq and is a predicted model, not a curated record. The coding region runs from base 330 to 1643 and encodes 437 amino acids. The transcript is spliced from 5 exons. NCBI's taxonomy places the organism in Eukaryota, Fungi, Ascomycota, Dothideomycetes, Pleosporales, Dothidotthiaceae.
CACAUGAGCAGAACCUGGCGAUCUUUCGCACACUUUGCGACUCGGUUACUGUCUACGUUAGCUUGGUACCACUGUCGGGACUGAACUUAAUUCUCCUGCAGUGCGUGGACUCUCACUUGUGGCGUUGUCUUCCCGUCCAUUGUGCCCGCUAAAAUCGUGUGAAAUGACUACGAUCCACUUCCCGCUAAUGGUAUCACUAGCAGAUGAACUUGUUCUCACAAGGGAUAGAUAAUGCUUUAGAUCCUGGCCUCUCGUCUACCUGUUCAGUUCAAUGCUUCUCGACUACUCCAAAACUCCGUACAACAUUCAUCCCACCGGAACACCUCAAUAUGGCGAUUAUCGAGGGUCUACAUUCGAGGGCGAUUCAACUCUUCGUUCGAGGUGGAGGACAUCCCACUCCGGAGGUUGUGAAGAGCUGGCCGCUACCGAACCAUAUCAAUCCUGAAGAACGGGGUUGGGGUGGACCAAUCGCACUUAUGGUUCUCAUGGGACUUACAUUCGUCAUAUACUUCGCUCGCAUGUGGGCACGACUAUCAGUGGGUAGAAACGCAGGAUUGGACGACGUACUGAUGACCCUUGCCAUGCUCCCACUGGCUGGGCUUACCAUAUCUGUAAUACUUGCUAUAAGAAAAUACGGGUUUCAAUGGCAUGUGUGGGAUCAGACUGCAGAGACUAGGAUCACAUCACGAAAGAUCACAAUGGCGAUAGAGAUGAACUACAUGAUAUGCACAACUCUAGUCAAGGUCUCCAUUCUUUGCUUCUACCGCCGCAUCACUGGAGCACUCACAAACAGCUUCGUGUAUUGGGUCUGGGGAGCAAUCAUCUUCUGCGUCGUCUACUGUGUCUUGUUCAUCCUCCUUAUUGCAUUCAAUUGCACCCCGGCAGCAGGGUUCUUCAACCUCUACAAUCCCGUCUGGGUGGCACAGCACGAAGUGCAUUGCCGCGACGAAGGCGCACUUGUCGUAGCCGCUACGACCAUCAGUACCGUCAUAGAUUUUAUGGUCGGCUUGCUUCCUGUCUCCCUGGUCUGGAAGAUUCAAAUAUCCAAGCGUCAGAAGCUCGCUCUUUGUGGUAUCUUUGGUGUAGGCGUGGUGACCUGCGUUUGCGGCAUCAUGCGCACAUAUUAUGCGAUUAAAGUUUACUACUUUUCAUACGACAUCACCUGGUGGGGAUACCAUGGCUGGGUAUGGACUUCGCUUGAAGCCGAUCUGGGCGUGAUCUGCGCUUCUGGACCGGCGCUCAAGAUGUUCUUCCUCCGCUAUUUCCGCAACCCUGGUUCUAGUUAUUACAAUGCUAGCGGCCGCAAAACGCCCGGGAUCGGAUCGCAAACAUACCCCAAAGGCUCGCACCUACAUUCAGCACGCUCAGUAGGAAAACCACGCGUUGUUACCGGCGAUUCAAACGACUCUGAUGUACCUAUGACUAGCAUCAAAGUCAGCCAGGGCUUGGAUAUACUGGUCGAAGACAACUGGGACCAGAAGAGCGACUCGAGUUUGAGAAACCUCACGCUUCAACACAACGCGACUGGAAAGUGGCCUGAGGGAUGUCGAACGGUUUGUGAGGCGUGGAAACCGAGUAGCCCGGAUCAGUCAAGAAGCAGAAGCGAAGACACGGAUCUUGAAAGUGGCCCUUGGAGCCGUUAAGAUCAGCACAUCAUGAGCUUGGGAAGCUUGGUUUUCUCGUCCAUGCUUUUGCGGUUCAUGUCCCAGACAUUCACAUGUACACAAUGUACCGCAAGCUUUUUCUUAUAAUGUUAUACGAUUGGAGGAUCACUUCCGUUACAUCAGCAAGGCGCAUAAGGCGUUUUGGAUAUCUUGAGCCGCAUGUAUGGCAUUGCCUUUUUUUGUUGGAUUUUGUGGAUUUGUUUUUGUGAUUGGAACAUAUAGGAAAUACCCGGACACGCUAUGUAGGC